AUGGACAAAUCAAAAGAACCUUCUGAAUCAAUCCACACUUCUGAAGAAUACUCCGACCAUGAAAAAUUGUACAUCAUCAAUGAAGAAGGUCUAUUGGAAUACGAGCCUUCCAAUCCUGACAAACCAGGAAACUGGUCCCAGAAGAAAAAACUAUAUCACACCGUACUUUUCGGCCUCACCACUUUUGCUGCUCAACUAGACUCCACCGCCAUGUCAACCGCCUCUUUCUCCACCCUUAUUAACGAAGAGUUCGGGAUAGAAAGAGAAGUUUCAUUGCUCACAUCCUCCCUCUAUAUCUUGGGGAUCGCCCUAGGACCAAUGGUGUUUGCUCCCCUAUCUGAAGUUUACGGUCGUAAAAUCGGAGUGUUAAUUCCAUUUCUAUGUUCUGCCAUAUUCACGUUCGCAGUGGCUACUUGUUACAACGUCCCCAGCUUGAUGAUUUUCAGAUUUUUGUCGGGGUUUUUCGCAGGAGCGCCAAUUGUGUCGGCUGGGGGAGUAUUGGCUGAUUUGUACCCUGAUGCUUCGGUGCGUGGGAAAUAUUUUGCAGUGUACGCGUUAUUUGUCUCUAUGGGACCAAGUUAUGGGCCAACCAUCGCAUCGUUGUUGAUGUAUAGUGAAGAUAAACCGUCAGCAUGGAGAAUCCCUCAAUAUUUUUCAGGGUUGUUGAAUGUGGUGUUGUUUGUGAUAUGUGAAAUAUUACUUGAUGAAACUUAUGUCCCAGUGUUGUUGCAAAAACAAGCGAAAAAAAUGAGAAUCCAAGAAAAUAAAUGGGAGAUUCAUAGUCGUCUUGAUAUGUGGCAGUUGGAUUUCAAAGACCUUGCUUCAGUACAUUUAGUCAGACCUUUUGCAAUGUUGGUUACCCCGAUCGUGUUCACCAUCACCCUUUUCGCCAGUUACGUUUACGGGGUAUUCUACUUGAUCAUCACCACGAUGCCCGAAUCAUUCACCCUCACCAGAGGUUGGGAAGGCACUAUUUCGACUUUACCCAACAUUUCCUUGUUUAUUGGGGUGGUCAGCGGGUGUGUUGCCAACAUGUUCUGGGCGAAAAAAUACGGGAUACUCUUGAGAGCCAACAACUUCAAACCGAUUCCUGAAGAACGGUUCCCGAUUCUCAUGUAUGGAGCCUGGUUGAUGCCCACUGGGAUUUUCAUUUUUGCUUGGACUUCGUCGCCAAAUAUACAUUGGGUCGUGCCGUGUAUUGGGAUUUCUUGUAUUGGGUUCUCCUUUAUUCUCAUUUUCCAAGGAAGUUUGAAUUAUUUGGUCGAUACUUACACCAAGUACUCUGCUAGUGCCAUUGCCUGUGCCACGUUCUUAAGAUCGAUUUUCGCCGCCAGCUAUCCAUUGUUCGCCAAACAGUUGUUUGUUAAUCUCGGAGUGCACUGGGGUGCUAGUGUCAUUGGAUUUAUUGCUUUGGGGAUGGUUCCUAUUCCCUUUGUGUUCUACAAGUAUGGCGCUGCCAUCAGACAGAAAAACCCAUAUAAAGGGGUAUAG
Messenger RNA from Saccharomycopsis crataegensis, 1491 nucleotides. RefSeq names its product MFS transporter. The transcript has a single exon. The record is from RefSeq and is a predicted model, not a curated record. Gene Ontology annotation, cellular component: plasma membrane. Gene Ontology annotation, molecular function: transmembrane transporter activity. Gene Ontology annotation, biological process: transmembrane transport. Bases 1 to 1491 code for a protein of 496 amino acids. NCBI's taxonomy places the organism in Eukaryota, Fungi, Ascomycota, Saccharomycetes, Ascoideales, Saccharomycopsidaceae.